UUAUCAGCAACUCAGCCUAGAAAAGUCAUAUCAAAUACAGAUAGACCUUUUCAGAUUGUUGAGCACUGUGAUGUGUGGCCAGCAUCGAACACGAUAGUUCAUCAACGACUUGGUAUGGAAUAUUAUAAUUCUGGUCAGAUUGUCAAGCUGUUGUGA
This is a messenger RNA of Paraglomus brasilianum, 156 nucleotides long. The record is from the annotation of a GenBank genome assembly. Lineage: Eukaryota; Fungi; Glomeromycota; Glomeromycetes; Paraglomerales; Paraglomeraceae.